Messenger RNA from Hyalella azteca, 5217 nucleotides. It is a transcript of the gene MTA1-like, whose product is annotated as metastasis-associated protein MTA1. Lineage: Eukaryota; Metazoa; Arthropoda; Malacostraca; Amphipoda; Hyalellidae. Gene Ontology annotation, molecular function: histone deacetylase binding; transcription coactivator activity; chromatin binding. Gene Ontology annotation, biological process: negative regulation of transcription by RNA polymerase II. Gene Ontology annotation, cellular component: NuRD complex; nucleoplasm. Bases 326 to 3100 code for a protein of 924 amino acids. The record is from RefSeq and is a predicted model, not a curated record. The transcript has 16 exons.
AUGGCGCCAAUGUUAUCAUUCAGCUGUCCUAAAAAAUAACGACAUCCAAUUUUCUAUAUACUAGGAAUAGCUGGAUUCAAGUUUUUUAAAAACAUACAUCGUGGAAGUUAGAGCUCAAAAAUUUGCAAAUUUUUGAGUUAUGCUCCUAAUUUUUAUGUUUGGAAAAUUUUGCACAUUGCUGGAACGCGUCGACGAUAACUGAGAAAAUGGCGAGGGAUGCGGGGUUCGCUGUCAAUUAUGUGAGAUAAUGUGAAAUUAUCUUCUAAAUAAGAAGAAGAUCGGAGUAAUUGAUGUGUUGGUUAAUUUUAAGUUCAUAAUAUACAAGAUGACUACCAACAUGUACCGCGUUGGAGAUUAUGUCUACUUUGAGACAUCUUCCAGUUCACCAUAUCAAAUCAGAAGAAUAGAGGAGCUUAUAAAAACUCCUGCUGGCAACGUGGAGGCCAAAGUGAUGUGUUACUACAGACGAAGGGACAUCCCUAGUCAUCUACUGGCAGUGGCUAAUCUUAAACACCACAGUGCCUUUGAUGAUGAUCCUGAAGCUGAUGAUGCUGACCCAACUCUUGCUUUGAGCCAUAGCAACCACGCACCACACACCAGACUUAUGGGCAGCUUGCCUACACAACACUCUUCCAAUCGCUCCAGUAACAGUUCAGCACCUAAUAUCACUUCUUCUACCCCAGCUUCUUUAUCUGUUUCUCUAUCUAGCAAGCCGGUCACUUCGGUCUCCCCACCCUCCAAUAGUUCUCACAAUAGUGCAUCUUGUACUCCAUGUUCAGAUAUUAGUGCAGGCUCGUCUACUGCAAACGGCACCUACUCGUCUGCAAUUCCUGGUUCAAAUAAUAGUUGUAAUUAUAUUCCUGCUGGCUUGAAAAGUGCUUCUAUCAGAUCUACUUCCUCAGGCCCUAAGAAAAUCGCUCAGGUUUCUGAUGAGCGCAGUUCUCUUUCUGAAGAUGAAAGGCACCAGUUGGGCCACCGUGAAUUAUUCCUAAGUCGCCAGAUUGAGACGCUGCCCGCCACUCACAUCAGGGGCAAGUGUACCGUAACAUUGCUCAAUGAAACGGAAUCUUUAGCGUCAUAUAUGUCUAAGGAGGACACAUUUUUUUACUCGCUGGUGUUCGACCCUAUCGCCAAGACUCUUCUUGCUGACAAGGGGGAGAUAAGAAUAGGGCCCAACUACCAAGCGGAUCCCACCGCCUUAUUGAAGGAAGGGGAGGCAGAUGGCCGCGCUAUGAGUGAACUGGAAACGUUGGUUUGGACGCCGGACCACGGCUUGACUGACAGACAAAUUGACCAAUUCCUGGUGGUGGCGCGCUCUGUUGGCACUUUUGCUAGGGCCCUGGACUGCUCCUCGAGCGUGAAGCAGCCUUCCCUACACAUGAGCGCUGCUGCUGCGUCCAGAGACGUCACUCUCUUUGAAGCAAUGUCUCUGCUUCACGAGCAAGACUACGAGCUCGCCAAAGCCCUGUCAUGCCUGGUGCCUGGGUCUGGACCGCUGCUGUGCCGAGACCAGAUGGAGGAGUGGGCCGCCUCAGAGGCCAACCUCUUUGAAGAAGCCCUCGACAAAUACGGCAAAGAUUUCAACGAUAUUCGACAGGAUUUUUUACCCUGGAAGACGCUGAAGAACAUUAUUGAAUACUACUACAUGUGGAAAACAACUGACAGAUACGUUCAGCAGAAGAGAGUUAAAGCUGUCGAGGCAGAAUCAAAACUUAAACAAGUCUACAUUCCUAAUUACAAUAAGGCGAACCCGGCGGUUCUCUCGAACGGCAGCACAAACUGCAAAUCUGUGACUUUGUUGAAUGGCAGCAGCAGCGGCGCCCUGGGCUUCUCUUGUGAAGGAUGUUCAGCUACAACAAGCAGCCAGUGGCACUCCUGGGGUCCUGUUCAGAAGCCAGGCAAGCUCUGCAGCGACUGCUGGCUGUACUGGAAGAAGUUGGGCGGUCUCAAGAAGGCGUCUCGCAGCGCCAAAGAAGAAGAAGAGGCUGGUAUGCGCCCCAUCGUGAAGACGCGUAACGCCUUCUACCUGCACUCGAGCCCCGCGCUGCGCGUGAUGCGGCGACUCGCCAGAGACGCUCUGAAGAGACGACGUGCUGCUCGCAACCCCACGACUCCCAUCAACGCUGUGCAAGUGCGCCAUGAAAGCCUAGUGCGUUUAGAAGGACGGACUUUGGAGUCGCUGAUUCCGUGGUUGCAUCAAAUCAAAUCAUCGGGCAGAGGAGCUGGGUCAUCAACGCUUAAAGACGUGACGCUUAAGCUUGGCCAGCUUGACACUUACUGUCCACCUUGGCUUGUGAUCUCGCCGGCUCUUGUCAGUAAAAGAAGACCUCAGCCGUUACUACCUCCGCCGGUAACUGCCUUCUCUACGAAUAUCUCUUCCGGUGCAGAUUGUGUUUCUUACGCUAAGGACGUGACUCACGCUCCUCACCAGCAGCUGCUCAAGCGCAAGCCCUAUCAAGAAACUAAUGGCAUUGACGGUGCUCCACCAUCUAAGCGUUGCAAGGAAUCUUCGGACCCGCCAUUGGACCCAUACCGGUUAAGCCAGCUAGGACUGAACCCUCCCCCCGGCCUCACUGUCACGCCCAUCGGCAUGAAUGGCGGCACUCCUCCCCCGCCCCCCCUUGUGUCAUCGGCAACUCUGUCGUCAACUUCCACACGGCUACCUGCGACCACACCUCCCUCCACUACUACCACACCACCACCUCCUUACCACUCGUCCCAUAUCACAACAACCCCGGCUGUCCCUGUCGCUGCGGCUGCUGCAGGUCCUCGCGUCGUGUCGCAGCUGCAGCACGCGGGAGCGGGACGAACAAAGAUGGCCACCAUUGCUCGCAUGAGCGGUCGCCCAAGGAUCAUUUCAUGGAUGGACGCCCCAGACGAUGUCUAUUUUUAUUCCACCUCUGCCAUCAAAACCCAGCGGCGAACUAUGACCGUCACGGAAUUGAGGAGAGCUGCACGACGGCCUUGGCGACGACUCUUGCAACUGCCGCUAUCGCUGCAACAACAGCAGUUGCAGCAAAUGGUCAAUGCUGCACAAAUUGUCGUUCCAGUUGCCAAGAGCACUACAGCUGUACCUGGUCCUCUGCCUUCAUCAGACUGAUCGUACGAAGCACGUCUCUCAGUAGGCCCAACAGUUACGUGUUUCACUCGUUAGUGAUUAGCCUUGCACGGCGCCAUUCCUACAAACGAUCUUCGAACUAUUAACUGAACAAUCUAGAAGUGUAACGGCAGCUUGUCGAAUGUCUGAACGUUAUAAACGGUUAGCUUCUGUAUAGGUCUUCGAAAGAAAGCAGAUCAAAGUGCUGCGAUAUAUUAGUGUCUAUUAUUCUUACAAUUUUUCACGCCGAUUGUUAAACUCGUUCAGUAACCGUUGUUCAAUCAGCACUGAAAAUGAAGGGCUCUCCGAAAUUAUUUCUCUGUCAUGAAGUGUUACUUUUCUCAAUUGCACUUUAUUCUAUGAGAUCUCCUCACUGUUUGUGUUUAAUCGUAGCUUCGUAUAAUUUGAACGUCUUGACCAGCGUUUAUCCUAUAAUAACUCGAGUUUAGCUCUUCUUCUGAUCUUGAUCGCUACCUGCUACCGUAAAAAUUGAGUCUUGUACUUUCGAUUUUAAUGAAUUUUUUUAUUUUUGCAUUGAAAACAUGAACCCUCGUUACAAAUGCUGAGCUGAUUUCCUAGUACUGCCUUCCGAGUAAACGUUUGGUAAAUAGGUCAUGAAUGACACUUUGACCAUAAUCCUUUAAAGCAUGAAAAGAAGCGUUUCCUGCGUUGAUUCCUUGGUUUUGUAAAUCCCAAAUCGUGAAAUAAAUUUCUAUUACCAAUGAACUCAAAGCACGCAACGAUUCAAUUUCGUCAUGGAUUUUAGUUAUAAUUAUAUUUUGGUUAAAUAUUUGGUCUUAGCCACACAUGUUUUGGCCUACAAACGUCUUUAAUAUCAGUACAAGUAUGUGCACCUGUUAUCGGAGAGAUGGCUGGAAUCAAAUUAUGUUAAGUCCUACUGGCGAUCUGACAAAGUAAUAUAUCGACUCGACAUCGUAGUCACUUGUUGAUUUGUUGUACUGUACUCAGAAACGAUUUAUUGGUGCUAGAGAAUUUUGGUGAGAAGUUUUCAAGAUUCAUCUUUGAAAUGUAAGUGCAAAUAAGAGGAUAUUUCAUAUUACCGAGUUCAGUAUUAGCUUUGAUGUAUGCAUGUACACCAGGUAUAUCAAUUCCUCGUCAGUUUCAACUUUCACGUUAACAUGUUCUUUAUAAUAAUCUAGUGAGCAAAAUUUAUCGAAGUGUUUAACGUGUUUUGGUAUGUAUCCAUUGCGCUGUGAAAGUAAUCACAGAUUUUUACUUUUAAAAGAAUGGCUUUUAUUUACUUCUAACUCCGACCAAAAUUUGAGUUGAAUUAACCAUCAAUUUUAUUUAUUCAACUUUCAAGAUUUUCGUUUACAUGAUAUGUGCAUCAUCGUAGCCCGAAUCUUGAAUGAACUCUUGCGUAUCUUAAGCUUAAGUUAUCGCGUUCCUGGUAACUACGACGACUAUGUAUGAUGAUAGAUUAUGGUAAGUUCAUCGUGUAAAUAUUGAAAGGCAUUUCUGCGGUUGCGGGAUUUCAUGAGCAGGAAGAAGAAUGUACAUAGUCUAAGCUAUCGCUUGUAAAUAGCUGCUAUUAGUUGUGCUUGUACAGCUUUGCUUAUGGCACCCGAGUGUGUUGCUACCAUUGUUUAAGUCAUGGUCUUAUUUAUGCUGUGUUAAUCGAGUGUGCAGGUACAGCGGCGUUUGUUGUGGGCGGUUGACAUGGCAGUUUACCGCCUCAUGGUUUAUCGCACAGGAGGCUUACUUUUUCCCCGUUGUACACAGCGGAAACAUUUUCCCAACCUAAAUGUAUGAUAGCGCACGAGCAAGGACUUAAAUUAGUGUUGGGCUUCCAAAAUGAGUUUGACGGGAGACAUCGUAACUUGCUUGAAGAUUAGCCGAAAGUUAGCGACAUACAGGUCGGGUACGUCAAGCUAAUGUUUUAAAGGGUGCAUUUAUAGCUGUUUUUUAUUUGGGAUGGAAAUUCAUCACUUUCUACGAUUUCUGAUAGUAAUGCCACUGCUACAUAGCGGAUGUUCGGACAAAUGUGACACGUUUAUGUGGAUAUUAGUACGGUUGCGAAGUAUUCGAAUGCUUCGGGCGUCAUUGUGUCCAUGUAAUAGCUUCUCUCAUUGUAUUUUAAAGAAUGUCUCGAAAUUAAA